Molecule: messenger RNA, 1782 nt
Organism: Momordica charantia (bitter melon)
Lineage: Eukaryota; Viridiplantae; Streptophyta; Magnoliopsida; Cucurbitales; Cucurbitaceae
Source: RefSeq, a predicted model, not a curated record
AUGGAGAAGUUGGCUCUCGCUUUGGUCACCUCGGCCCGACGACUUAGACCAUACUUCCAAGCCCAUACGGUGGUGGUGCUCACUAACUUGCCCCUUAAAAGUAUCUUCCACAAGCCGGAAGCUUCCGGACGCCUAAUGAAGUGGGCAAUAGAGCUAAGUGAGUACGASAUCCAGUUCGAACCCAGAACUGCGUUGAAAGGACAAGCAGCGGCAGAUUUCAUAGCCGAGCUCACACCACCUUCCGAGCUAAGCGAGUCCGACCUACCUUGGACAGUCUAUGUCGACGGAUCCUCCAAUGAGAAGGGGUGCGGAGCCGGGGUCCUCUUGCUCGGACCAGGGGGUGAGCGAUUUGAGUAUGCCUUGCGGUUCAGCUUCCGGACUUCUAACAACGAGGCUGAGUAUGAAGCAUUUAUUGCCGGCCUGCGAAUCGCUCGAGCAUUGGGGGCCUCUUGUGUUAAGGUCUUCAGUGACUCCCAGCUAGUUGUGAGCCAGAUCAAGGACGAAUACCAAGCCAAAGACACCCGAAUGGAGAAGUAUUUGGGCAAGGUCAGAUCAUACCUCGCCCAGUUUCGAACUUACGAGGUAAGCCGAAUUCCGCGAGUAGAAAAUUCUAAUGCUGACGCCUUGGCCAAGUUAGCAUCGGCGUACGAGACCGACCUCGCCAGGUCGGUCCCCGUCGAGAUCCUAGAUAAUCCCUCGAUCUUAGAGCCAGAUCUGAUGGAGAUCGGCGCUCCAGAAUCCUCAUGGAUGGAACCGAUCACGGACUUCAUUAAGGGUAACUCACCACAAGAUCCCAAGGAGCGCAGAAAGUUGGCAAGGCGGGCAGCUCGGUUCGUGAUCCGAGAUGGUGCAUUGUACCGACGUGGCUUUUCCCUGCCUCUAUUGAAAUGCCUAACCCCUGAAGAGGGCCUCCAGGACGCCAAGAAGUUCGUUAGAAUUUGCGACAAUUGCCAACGCUACGGGGCCAUAAUCCACCAACCUCCCGAGCUGCUCACCCCCAUCUCGGCCCCAUGGCCAUUCGCGCAGUGGGGGGUAGAUAUCAUUGGUCCUUUCCCUUUGGGCAAGGGCCAGACCAAGUUCGCUGUGGUUGCUGUGGAUUACUUCACCAAGUGGGCCGAAGUCGAGGCGCUCUCCCACAUAACGGAAUCCAGGGUCACGUCCUUCGUAUGGACGAAUAUCAUAUGUCGCUUUGGUAUACCGCAGGCCAUAGUGACAGACAAUGGGAAGCAGUUUGACAACGCCAAGUUCACAGACUUUUGCAGCAAACUUGGCAUAAGUCAUCUCAGCUCGUCCCCCGCACAUCCGCAAGCAAAUGGGCAGGCCGGAGACGUACAUGCACCAGGACCAUCUAUCAGGAUCCGAGAGGCUGACGUACAUGAACAUACUGCUGAAUCUCUCGUUCCAAGGGAUCCAGCCCACGGAAAGGCUCCAACGAUAUCAGAGGAGGAAGAUGUUCCACCACAGGUGCCAGUUCGCGAGCUCCUCAAUUUGAGAGCGAGACAAACUGCUACCAUCGAUCCAAGAGAAGGUCUUCGAGUGCAUAUAACGACAGAAGCCCCAGAUCUUCGUCAGAUGCUAGAAGAACGCAACGUGUCACAACAAGCUGGGCAACAAACCCCAGUCACUCUAAACUUGGGAUCUACCCCAAUGACUCGAGGAGUCAAUUCGAACACAGUUCAACAGCCACAUGCCGAAGCAGCUGCAACUACAUCGACAUAUCCAACCACGGUGGAUGUGCCGGAAGUACAAGAUUCCAUGAAGGAAGUCAUCAUCAAGCUUUAG